AUGUCCAACAAAUACCCUAACCCAUGGCGCAGCCCGCGCCUGCACUACCGCGCCAUCCGCCCCUGCGACAAAUCCAUCUUCCUCGCCCUCGCCGCAGACCCAGCCAUGUACAUGGCCAGCACGCACGCGACCCUCAAAUUGCCCACGGAACAAGACGCCUCUGAAAACAUGCAUCAGGGCGCCUCUGACCGCAGCUCCGGCGAAGAAGAAAGCCUCUUACAAGCCAUAAUCUGGCGGCCGCACGACACGCCGAUUGCGUCGCUGGCGGCGGAGCAAAAAGAAGCGUUUGGGGUUGCGGUGGGGCAGAUUUAUUCUGCGCCGGUGUCGCUGCAUGAGGCGCAUCAUCGGACUAUGGAGAUUGGGCUGGAUAUUUUGCCCGCGUACCAGGGGAAGGGGUAUGGGAGUGAAGCGAUUAAUUGGGCGUUGGACUUUGGGUUUCGGAGGGCCGGGCUGCAUACUGUGCGGUUGAGGGCGUUUGGGUGGAAUAAGGGGGCGAUACGGUUGUAUGAGCGGCUGGGGUUUGUGGUGGAGGGGAGGGAGAGGGAGGCUGUGUGGUUUGAGGGGGAGUGGUGGGAUUCGUUUACGCUGGGGAUGCUGGAUAGGGAGUGGUAUGCGAGGGAGGCGGGGAAAAAAGAAGAAGCAUAG
Messenger RNA from Bipolaris victoriae FI3, 645 nucleotides. RefSeq lists its product as hypothetical. Lineage: Eukaryota; Fungi; Ascomycota; Dothideomycetes; Pleosporales; Pleosporaceae. Gene Ontology annotation, molecular function: acyltransferase activity, transferring groups other than amino-acyl groups. Bases 1 to 645 code for a protein of 214 amino acids. The transcript is spliced from 2 exons. The record is from RefSeq and is a predicted model, not a curated record.